Molecule: messenger RNA, 1635 nt
Organism: Chanos chanos (milkfish)
Lineage: Eukaryota; Metazoa; Chordata; Actinopteri; Gonorynchiformes; Chanidae
Gene: plbd1b
Product: phospholipase B domain containing 1b
Exons: 11
Coding region: 1-1635 (544 amino acids)
Biological process (GO): phospholipid catabolic process
Cellular component (GO): extracellular region
Molecular function (GO): glycerophospholipase activity
Source: RefSeq, a predicted model, not a curated record
AUGGGUUUCAUGGGUGGCGAAAUAUCGAUUGUCAUGUCCGUUCUGGCCGCGGCUGACGUGACUGUUAACCUAAUAUCCAGUGUAUCAGAUAUCCAGAGAGCCACGCUUUAUUGGGAUGCUGCACAGAAGACAGUGAUUCUGAAAGAAGGCGUGAUUGACGAACAUGGGGAUUGUUACGGUUACUAUAACGACAGCCUCUCUACCACGGGCUGGGGUGUGCUGGAAAUACGAGCUGGGUAUGGAGUGUCCCAGCGGAGUGACGAAAUCAGCUACUUUCUGGCCGGAUACCUUGAAGGUUAUCUCACAGCCCCGCAGAUGAUCAGCCACCACUCAAACAUAUAUCCUCAGCUGAUAAGGGCUCACAACAUUACAAAUGCUCUGACAGAUUUCAUAAGUGAGCAGGACUCUUGGACAAGGGAACAAGUGGCGCUGAACCAGAGGACUGAUCCUCUAUGGCAGCAUGCUGGACUCAUUGUGGCUCAAAUGGAUGGAUUAUAUGCUGGAGCCGCCCAUUGGGCUAAGAGCAAAAAGAGAGAGCCUCUGUCAGUGUUUGCGGUUCAGUUCCUUAACGCAGUUGGAGACCUGUUGGAUCUGAUUCCCACCCUUACGCAUCAUCGGAACUCUACUUCCAAAUCAUUUCAGAUGCCAGGCAUGGGUCACUGCUCUGCUCUCAUCAAGAUGUUACCGGGCUACGAGAAUAUGUUUUUUGCCCACUCCAGUUGGUACACCUAUGCUGCCACCAUGCGAAUCUACAAACACUGGGACUUCAGAGUGACCAACAGUCAUACUGCCUCGGGCAAGAUGUCCUUCAGCAGCUACCCUGGUCUCCUGACUUCUUUAGAUGACUUUUACCUGCUGAGUAGUGGACUUCUAAUGACCCAGACCUCUAACAAUGUUUUCAACUCAUCCCUGUUCUCCCUGGUGACGCCAAACGUCCUUUUUGCCUGGCAGAGGGUGCGUCUGGCAAACGCUUUAGCCUACACAGGGAAACAGUGGGCCCAGAUUUUCUCUAAGCAUAACUCAGGAACCUACAAUAACCAGUACAUGAUCUUAGACCUGAGCAGAGUGUCCUUGAGUAAGAAGAUUGAGGAUGGAGCUCUUACUGUAGUAGAGCAGAUUCCAGGGCUGGUAGUAUACUCUGACCAAUCACAAGCACUCCGUCAUGGCUAUUGGGCAUCCUAUAACAUUCCCUUCCACUCAGACAUUUACAAACUGAGUGGCUAUGACGUGAUGAUGGAGAAGCACGGGGAAGCUUUCUCCUAUGACCUCUGCCCACGUGCUAAGAUCUUCCGCAGGGACCAAGCCAAAGUCGUUGACCUCACCUCCCUGAAGAAGAUCAUGAGAUACAACAACUACAGGAAAGACCCUUAUGCCAAAGGACACCCGUGUAAGACCAUCUGCUGCCGGAAUGACUUACGGCCCAAACAUCCCCGCCCAGGAGGCUGUUACGACACCAAGGUGACAGACUACUACAUGGCUCAAGAAUUUCUGGCCGAAGCUGUGAACGGGCCGACGACCCAGGGCGGUCUCCCUCCGUUCUCCUGGAGUCGUUUUAACCAGACUGCACACCAGGGUUUACCUCAGAGUUACAACUUUACCUUUAUCAGGAUGCAGCCCUCUCUCUAUGGGCCCUAA